AACUAGUGGUACGGGUGUAAUAAAAAUCCGUAUAUAAUUUUUCAGGAUGAUUUCGGCUGCCUUGGGAAUUCUUUUUGCGCGGUUUCUAUUUGGUUUCUACAACCCAUGCAAAGACAUGUUUUCGUGCAUCGGGGGACGGAAACAGGACAUCAAAGAUUUGUCGGGAAAUCUUCGAGAUCUCCUGACACAUAUUACGACCAUCCAAUCAAGGAUGAAGAAUCUCAUUGAUCCUGCUCUGGAUAGUUCUGUCUCCAAAGAGAAGACGGACGAAUACAAAUUACUCGAGACGAAUAUCGAAUUAUUCAAGCAAGAUUUCACCACCAUCACUCAAAAGUGCCGUAAACUCAAUGUAAACAUUCCAAGUAGUGCUGGUGGUGCUUCUGACCUGGACGACAUCGAAACUGUAAAAAAGUUACUGAAAGAACUCCAAGAGAUGAAGCCAAAGAUCCGCACGCGCAAGUUUUCGGAUGUUGCUAAACUCAGCAGAGAUGUCGUCAAGCUGAAAGAUCGAGUGUCGAAGAUAGUCGAAGGUAUCAACAAAGACAAUAUGAUAAUGGAGAUGAGAAGAGAAGAGAUUCAGCUGGAUGGUGCCAAUAUUCAUAUCCCAAUCCAGAGUGAAUAUGUUAAGAGGAUCGAGAACUAUCUCCAUGAUCCGACGUCGAAGUUCAUUGGCCUCGUGGGCUCGGUUGGGGUAGGGAAAUCAAUUGUGUUGGGCAAGUUGAAAAACCAACUACUAGAUGGUACGAUAUUGUUCGACGGGGAGCAGAUAGAACAUGUCGUCCAUAUAGUUCUUCCGAAGGAAAUUAACGACAAUGCGUCGAUUAUUGAAAAGAUACAGGAUGGGGUUAUGGAGCAGUUGGAUCCCGGGCGAGAAAAAUCGAGCAACACGAGUCGGAGAUCUAGAGUUGGUGAACUGCUGCGUAACAAGAGAUAUGUGGUGCUCAUUGAUCAAGUUUUCGUAGCCGUUGAUCUAAGGGAAGUGGGAUUGCCGGAAGAAAACAAGUACGGGAAAGUUGUGUUUGCGUCUCGUAACAAAAAGGUUACCAACCAGAUGUCCGACAGACAAGUCGAGAUCGGCACACUCUUGGCGGAUCAAGCGUUGGAGUUUUUCCGGAAUGUGUACGGCGAGAUCGAGCACAAACGCAAACAUAUUGCUAACUCGAUAAUCAAGUCUUGUGGAGGGCUACCGUUGGUGAUCAAAUUAGUAGCCGAACAUUUGAAAGAGCCGGGGAGCUCGUGGGAAGAUACGAAUCGGGUUUUACAGGAAGAUACGAAAAAUCUUGACUUGCUCGGCCUGCAGGGAGUUGGUAGAGUUUACAUGCUGGAGUACAAUAAACUGCUCGACAAGGAAGAGGACAACAGAAAAAAAUGCGUACUCUACGGCGCGUUGUUUCCGAGUGACAACUCGAUCCACAAGGACUAUUUGAUCGAGUGUUGGAUAGCCGAAGGCUUCAUUAAAAUCGAAAACACCAAAAAGCAGUUGGACGCGCGGGAACGUGGAGCGGCGGUUUUGAACUAUCUUACGAACAAAUACUUGCUGCAGUGGUGUUCCGACAAGCAUGUGAAGAUGCCGUUAUACGGUCGACAGGUGGCGCUGAAACAAGGCUACCCGGGCGAGAAGAGCGGUCUGGUUUUGGCGCCACCACACAGUAGCGAUGGUCUAACCGAAGAAAUGUGGAAGAAUGCAACUAGGAUUUCGGCUAUUUCUUCUGAUUUAAAGCUACCUACAAAACCGAGAAGCAACAAAAUGUGUACCUUAUUACUGCAGAGGAAGCCCGAUUUGGUAACAAUCGGAGAUUCAUUCUUCACGCAUAUGGGAGCGCUUCGAGUUUUAGACUUUUACGAAACGAGGAUCGAAAGACUGCCUAAAUCCAUCGGUGCGUUGAGAAAUCUAGUGAGUUUGUAUCUCAAUGGUUGUUAUAAAUUGAAGAAGCUACCCGAAGAAAUAAAGGGUCUCGUGAAGCUUGAGUUGCUCGAUAUUCGGGGAACUUCGAUUCCGAGACUACCCAAGGAAAUAGGCAACAUGCCUUCCUUGAAAUGUUUGAGAGUUUCGUUUGACCAAAUAAAGUGUGACUGCAAUAGUGAAAGAUCCGACACGGAUGCGAUGAUUCCAAUUGAAAUAAUCGACGGUCUUAAACAGCUCGAAGAAUUCACCAUCGAGACGGGCUGCUGCGAUAAAGGCUGGAUUGAUACCGCUAGUCGGGUUUGUGGUGGCGAACUCGCCAACUUGGAACAACUGACAACACUCGGUUUCCACUUUGCAACUGUAUCCAGCUUCAAUAAAACUUUUACCACAAGGGAAUCGAGGGAAAACGCAACUCUGAGGUGCUUCAGAAAGUCAAAACAGGAAUCCAGGGAAGAUGAGAGCGUGCAUCGUAAGAUCAACGAGUUUCGGUCCUUCAAAAUCUCGAUUGGUUUUAGCAAUCCGGAACAUCCACAUGGUUCGGAUAUCUCGGGAACCGAAAAGCAACUGAGGUUUCACCGCGAAGAAAGUUCUUGUUCGGAUAACGAUUUGACAUUAGUAAAACAAGUUCUGAAGCAAGCCGAAGCUUUCGAACUAGUUGGUCGGGCCGGUGUUCAAAGUUUGAAAUAUUUUGGCUUUGAAAAUACAGAAUUUUUGGAAGUUUUGAUCGUCGAAUGCUGCAACGAUUUAGAAAGAAUUGGAGAAGAGAAUAGUGCGACGACCACCGUAUUCCAAAGCUUGAAGAAAUUGCAUUUAUAUAAUCUCGACUCACUGAAAUGUAUUUGGGAAGGACCGAUCUCCCCAGAAAGCUUUCCGAAUUUGGAAACUCUAACAAUUUGUGGAUGCCCCGAGUUGACAAAGAUUACGAAUCAUGACUUGGCAAAAGCUCUUUCGAGCUUAAAGCACGUUAAAGUCGAGAAUUGUGCCAAACUUGUGGAGAUUUUCUCCGAAGAGCCGGAGCAAGUUGAAUGUAGGGAGAUUGUCUCCGAAGGGCAAGUCGAUGCGCUACACAAGUUGGAGACUAUUGAACUGGUAAACUUGCCAGAGCUGCAGAGCAUAUACGCUACAAAUUCGAUAAUAAACUUGAUUUCACUGAGGAAAGUUACUAUAAGAAGUUGCAACAAAUUGAGAAAGCUGUCCUCGAUUCUCACUAGUGCGGAGGAAAAGAUAGAAGCGAUAGAGUGCGAAGCUGGUUGGUGGGAUGCACUUGAAUUGUCAGAGGAAGAGAAGCAACAUUUUCGCCCUCGUUGUGAAUUUAUAGCCAUGGAGGGAAAACCGUCGUCUAUUGAGGCGGCUAGUCCCGAAGGGGAGAUGCCUUGCCCCGGAAGAUCAGGUAAUCGUGAGGGAUCGGACGUUAUUAAUGGUGGCAAUACGCCAAAAGAUGAUGUAAUGCCAAGCAAUGGUGUUUCAACUCAGCUGUCAACAUCAAACACCAACGAUCCAGCCAAAACUGAAAUGCAACUUCCUCUUUCAGAAGAGAGAUUGCCCAAAGUGGAUCUUUCGAUAUCCACUCAAUCGAAUAAGUUCUGCCACCAGUUACCUAGAGGAGGGAGGGAAAAAGUUUCUGCUCGAUAA
Messenger RNA from Erythranthe guttata (spotted monkey flower), 3538 nucleotides. NCBI's taxonomy places the organism in Eukaryota, Viridiplantae, Streptophyta, Magnoliopsida, Lamiales, Phrymaceae. The record is from RefSeq and is a predicted model, not a curated record.